ACCAGCCACGUGAAAAUGACCCAGCAAAUGCAGAAUCUACACCUUUCCCAGACUAAAAAGAACAGUGCUCCAUCUUCUCCUAAUGCUGCCAAACGCCUGUAUCGGAACCUUUCUGAAAAACUUAAAGGGAGUCAUUCUUCCUUUGAUGAAGCAUACUUUAGAGCAAGAACCGACCGACUAAGCCUUAGAAAGACAUCUGUGAACUUCCAGGGCAAUGAAGCAAUGUUUGAGGCUGUGGAGCAGCAGGACAUGGAUGCCGUGCAGAUCCUUCUGUAUCAGUAUACCGUUGAAGAGCUAGACUUAAACACACCCAACAGUGAGGGAUUGACGCCCUUGGACAUUGCCAUCAUGACCAACAACGUGCCUAUUGCAAGACUCCUCCUGAAGACAGGGGCCAGAGAGAGUCCACACUUCAUCAGCCUUGAAAGCAGGUCAACACAUCUCAAUACCUUGGUCCAAGAAGCGCAACAGAGGGUAAAUGAGCUGUCUGCCCAGGUGGAGAAUGAAGGCUUCGGUAUGGAUAGUACAGAUAAAGAGAAACAAUUGAAAGCUUGGGAGUGGAGAUACCGGCUCUACAAACGCAUGAAAACAGGCUUCGAACAUGCCAGACCCCCUGAGGUGCCAACCAAUGUCUGUCUCAUGGUAACCAGUAACACAUCACUCACUGUCACCUUUCAAGAGCCUCAUAGUGUCAACGCAGCUGUAGUGACCAAAUAUAAAGUGGAGUGGAGCAUUUCUAAAGACUUUUCUCCUUUGGCUGGGGAAAUAAUCAUGGAUAAUCUUCAGUAUUUGAGAUGCACAAUCACCGGACUCACCACGGGCCAACAUUAUUUUGUCCAAGUCUCAGCUUACAAUAUGAAAGGAUGGGGACCAGCUCAGACCACAGCUCCUGUCUGUGCCACUCCUUCUAACUGGAAAGACUAUGACGGCAGAGAGCCCAGACACAAGGGACAGAAUGAAGCUUUGGAACGUCUGCUGCAGCAGAUCCGGGCUGCUCAUCAGCAUUACAGUUGCCGGGAAAGUUCAAAAUUACAGAACGCAGGACGCAAGCAGUCAGUCUCAAGGAGCCUGAAACAUCUAUUCCAUUCCUCAAACAAGUUUGUGAAGACCUUAAAACGGGGACUCUAUAUAGCUGUUAUAUUUUAUUAUAAAGAUAAUAUGUUAGUCACCAAUGAAGAUCAAAUACCAAUUGUUGAAAUCGAUGAUUCUCACUCCAGUUCCAUUACUCAAGAUUUUCUGUGGUUCACAAAGUUAUCCUGUAUGUGGGAAGAUAUCCGGUGGUUGCGCCAAACUGUACCACUUUCCGUGUCCUCGUCCACAGCACUGCAGGCCAGGCAGAAGAUGCUUGCAGCCACAGCUCAGCUACAGAAUUUACUUGGAACCCACAACUUGGGAAGAGUUUACUAUGAGCCCAUUAAGGAUCGGCAUGGAAACAUCGUCAUAGUCACAAUAAGAGAGGUGGAAACACUCUAUUCGUUUUUCAAUGGUAAAUGGAUGCAGAUAUCAAAGCUACAGAGCCAGAGAAAAUCACUGUCAACUCCAGAGGAGCCAACAGCCCUAGACAUCUUAGUCAUCACCAUCCAGGACAUCUUGUCCUACCAGAAAAGGAGCCAACAGCGUCUCCCUCCUGGAUUAUACCUUGGUUACCUGAAACUCUGCAGUUCUGUGGAUCAGAUCAAAGUCCUUGUCACCCAGAAAUUACCCAACAUUCUCUGCCACGUAAAGAUCCGAGACAACAGCAACGUUUCCAAAGAUGAGUGGGAAUGGAUCCAGAAGCUUUCUGUCCCUGAAUCUACAGAGAGUAUAGCUCCUACUCCUGAAUGCCCCUCUCAGUCGUUCUUCUAUGAGCUCCAGAUGGCAGUGAGGGCCCUACUGAAACAGAUCAAUCUACCUCUACACCAGGCCAGGCACUUCCGUCUCUACACACAGGAGGUGUUGGAAAUGGGUCACAAUGUCUCCUUUCUUCUCCUGCUCCCUGCCUCAGACGACGUCUGUACGGCCCCAGGACAGAAUAAUCCUUACACCCCGCACUCAGGAUUUCUUAACCUCCCUCUUCAAAUGUUUGAACUUGUUCAUUUUUGUAGCUACAGGGAGAAAUUUAUUAGUCUGUAUUGCCGCCUUUCUGCUGUCGCAGAGCUCGAUUCUCUGAACACCCAGCAAUCCCUGCGGGAAGCGAUCUCAGACAGUGAAGUAGCAGCAGCCAAGCAAAGACACCAGCAAGUCUUAGAUUAUGUGCAGCAAAUAGAUGAAAUUUGGCGUGAAAUGAGAUGGAUCACAGAUGCACUCCAGUAUGCAAGGUACAAACAACCAGGGACUGGCUUGCCCAUCAUGAAACUAAUUGACCCUUCCAAUGAGCAGAAUGAAAAGAAGGUCAAUUCAACAUCAUCACCUAUAGACUGUCUUCCAUCCCCAUCCCCAUCCCCAGAGACCCAGAGGAGAAAGGCCGUGAGUGACUCCCAACCCUGUUCAGAUGAAGAAGGUUGCUCAGAGGUAUUUCUCCCCACGGAUAGCGACUAUGAUUCCAGUGAUGCCCUUAGCCCUCGAGAACUGGACUUGGUAUACUUGUCAUCCCAUGAUAUUUCCCAUCAGGCCAUGAGUGGCAGUGCCCCUGAUGUCUUACAGGUGCAUGAUAUGAAGCCCUGCAUGGCCUUGAGAGGGGACACCCAGGGCCAGACCCUGGAGCCAGAUGCCGACCAUUCCUGUGCUGAGUAUUUCAACAGCCUGACACUCUCAGGCUUCAUGGGCAAGAACCCAGAAAAGAUGGCAGGCAGCUCCCAACAAGCAGGGAGCUUCCUGGGGAGGAAAAAGCUGAGCAAACACCAGCACUAUGGCUACUUCAGCCGUCACCACCGCUGGCUCCGGAUCCACAGUGAAACACAGUCCCUGUCCCUUUCUGAGGGAGUCUACACUCAGCACCUCUCCAGGGCUUCAGACUUGUCCCAGGAGACCACUGAGGCAAAGCAGAUCAGGAUCCCCACUGAUAGGCACCGGGGCCUACUCCUACCCCAUACCUCAAGCCUCCCUGAAGAGAAGAAAACCAAGUACCAGGACAUGCGACCUAUGGUGCGACGCAUUUAUGUGGAACCUUACCCCACAGCCUUGGUGAAUGAUGAUAAGCCAUGGGUUGGACUCAAUUCCCCUCCAGGAGACCAAGGUGAUAUGCAAAGGCCCAAGGACCAGGAGGUCAGCCCAGGUGACCAGAGCACCUCUCCAGUAUCAGAAAUAUUUAGUAGCAUGCUUUAGGGAUCUGAACUACUUGUUUCCUCAUAACAUCCACCAUUG
Molecule: messenger RNA, 3282 nt
Organism: Dromiciops gliroides (monito del monte)
Lineage: Eukaryota; Metazoa; Chordata; Mammalia; Microbiotheria; Microbiotheriidae
Product: ankyrin repeat and fibronectin type-III domain-containing protein 1-like
Exons: 17
Coding region: 16-3243 (1075 amino acids)
Biological process (GO): regulation of establishment of bipolar cell polarity; establishment of mitotic spindle orientation
Cellular component (GO): spindle
Molecular function (GO): protein binding
Source: RefSeq, a predicted model, not a curated record